Molecule: messenger RNA, 1017 nt
Organism: Verticillium nonalfalfae
Lineage: Eukaryota; Fungi; Ascomycota; Sordariomycetes; Glomerellales; Plectosphaerellaceae
Exons: 4
Coding region: 1-1017 (338 amino acids)
Biological process (GO): DNA-templated transcription
Cellular component (GO): cytosol; nucleus
Molecular function (GO): nucleic acid binding; peptidyl-prolyl cis-trans isomerase activity; zinc ion binding
Source: RefSeq, a predicted model, not a curated record
AUGUCGUCUCCGAAGUCCGCCACUGACGAGGACACGCGCGGGAAGCCUGUCGAGCAGAUCACGUUCCGCUUCUGCUCGGAGUGCUCGAACAUGCUUUACCCUAAGCAGGACGAUAACUCGCAUCGUCUGCAGUUCACAUGUCGUACAUGCCACUACACAGAAGAAGCCCAAUCGAGUUGCGUCUUUCGCAAUGUUAUGAACAACGCGGCUGGCGAGACGGCUGGCGUCACGCAGGAUGUCGGUUCUGACCCAACUCUUCCGCGCGAGAUUAUUUCCUGCCCGUCUUGCAGCCACAAUGAGGCUGUCUUCUUUCAGUCUCAGCAGCGAAGUGCGGAGACUGGUAUGAAACUAUUCUACUUAAAACCCGAUUUCCCUCAACCACCCUCCCUCAACUGGUCUCAUGCAGGCAGGACUGUUGGCGAAUGGCAACUGACUCUGCCCCAGGCUGACGCCGGACUUCCUCCCAACUGGGAGGUUCGUCACUCGAACUCGAAGAACCUCCCGUACUACUUCAAUACAACCGACAAGGUCUCCCGCUGGGAGCCGCCCCCAGGCACCGACACAGAGAAGCUCAAGCAUUACAUGGCCACCCAUCACUCAGCAUCGACAUCGCGUCCUGCUGAUGGUCCUGUACCUGAUGGCAAGAUUCGCGCCGCCCACCUGCUUGUGAAGCACGAGGGCAGCCGCCGCCCCUCCUCUUGGCGUCAAGAGAAGAUCGACCGCACCAAGGAGGACGCGUACAGCAUCAUUCGCGGUUACGAGGAGAAGAUCAAAAGUGGCCAGAGCAGCCUUGGCGAUCUUGCUGUGACCGAGAGUGAUUGCAGCAGCGCGAGGAAGCGCGGCGACCUGGGCUACUUUGGCCAGGGAGAUAUGCAGCGCGAGUUCGAGGAAGCAGCCUUUGCGCUGAAGGUUGGUGAAGUCAGCGGUAUCAUUGAAACGGCGAGCGGUCUCCAUCUAAUUGAAAGGUCCGGCCAACCCCCAUCCGUUCGCUUGCCCAUAAUUUCACUGCUGACAUGA